Vespa crabro (European hornet) is the source of this 4932-nucleotide messenger RNA. RefSeq names its product protein LSM14 homolog B-A (gene tral). Gene Ontology annotation, molecular function: mRNA binding. Bases 114 to 1685 code for a protein of 523 amino acids. The transcript is spliced from 7 exons. Lineage: Eukaryota; Metazoa; Arthropoda; Insecta; Hymenoptera; Vespidae. Gene Ontology annotation, cellular component: P-body. Gene Ontology annotation, biological process: P-body assembly; cytoplasmic stress granule assembly. The record is from RefSeq and is a predicted model, not a curated record.
GGCAGACUUGGCAGUUCGCCGUCGACCAUUGGUGUCAGCUGCUACGUUCGUCAGAUGGUAAUGUGAAUCGUAGAAUAUCGCAUCGAUCACCGUACCGAAGAAAACGCAUCAAGAUGAGCGGAGGAAUGCCGGAGCUUGGCUCAAAGAUAAGUUUAAUAUCGAAGGCGGAUAUUCGUUACGAGGGUCGCCUAUUUACCGUAGAUCCGCAAGAAUGUACGAUCGCUCUUGCUAAUGUGCGUUCCUUUGGAACAGAAGACAGAGAAACUCAACUGCCCGUAGCUCCUCAAAAUCAGGUCUACGAAUAUAUUCUAUUUCGUGGCUCGGACAUAAAAGAUAUUAGAGUUGUGAAUAAUGUUAACUCUAUACCAAAUGAUCCAGCUAUCGUCCAGAUGACUGUACAGCCAUCGAUGGGACAGCAAUCUUAUCAACCGCAACCGACUUAUGCUCAUCCAAUGAUGGGUCAAAUGGGCCCUAUGGGUGGUCAAUAUGGAACUCCUUACGGUAUGACUAUGGGUGCUAUGGGACCAGUAAUGGGCAUGCCGACUACUGCCAGAGAUCCUCGCGGGCCACUGAAUAAACAGCCAAGUGAGUUGAGCUUGGGCCCUGCUGAACCCAAUGCCAUCUCUAUCCCAAACUCACUAUCGACGGCCAAUGUCGACCCAUUACCAAAAGACCAAUCUCUGGAAGAUGGUGUACUGGAUCUUAUUAGCGGAGGAUCGAGAUCAACAACGCCGACAUCUUCAUUAUUGACUAGAAAAAGUCCUACAAUAGAUCAGGGCAUACAAGUAGGACAUCAACAGCAACAGCAGCAACAACAACAGCAGCAACAGCAAAGUAGUAGCCUUGGUAAACACGUUGAAAAGCCAAACAUUAGAACCGUUCAACCUCCACGUCGUGAUCACGAAGGACAUGUUGGUGGCAAAACGAGCAAUGCUAUGUCGCAAUAUAACGAUAUGAAGAGAGACGCCAUGAAAUCUGAUGGUCCGAUACAGGGACAAAGUGGACACCCCGGAGGUGGCAGAGGAAAUCGUGGUGGUUGGAUGAAUCGUGGAAAUAUACGUGGCCGAGGUAGAGGACGCGGUGGUUUUAGGGCCAAUCAACCUGGUAAUGCUGGAGCUAAAUCCAAAAACACGCUCAAAUUUGAUAACGAUUACGAUUUCGAGCAAGCUAAUACGGAAUUCGAGGAAUUAAGAUCCCAAUUGGCAAAGACCAAAAUCGACGGUGGUACGGAUAACGAGAAGAAAGAUGAUAGCGGUAAUGAAACUGGAGCAGGCGAAGGAGAACCCGAGGAAGAACCGGAAGUUGUUCAUUAUGAUAAAUCUAAAUCAUUCUUUGAUAACAUUAGCUGCGAGGCUGUCGAGAGGAGUAAAGGACGAUUCCAGCGUACGGAUUGGAGGACAGAAAGGAAAUUGAACUCUGAGACGUUCGGCGUGGCUUCGACAAGACGUGGCGGUUUUCGCGGCCGUGGCUACUAUAAUCGUGGUAUGGGAGGAAUGUAUGGGAGAGGUGCUGGCAAUAUCGGUACGUCUGGUUUUCGUGGUGGGUACAGAGGUACUCGAGGCGUCAAUCGCAAGCCCACCAAUCAACAACAGAAUAAUAAUCCUGGUAGUCAAGCUCGUGCGACCAACGAACAGUCUACUACUCAGUCGCAGCAGAACAACCGUCUUGUAACUGGAACGGCGUAAAACCUGGAAUAUGCCACACUAUGAACAACGCGCUAUUAAGUAUAAGUAUUCUUUAGAUAAUAAGGCUUUUACGGUAUAUGCUCUGCCCAUACGGACUGAAAAUGAUUUUGGAAAAAUUGGCAAUCUGAUCAAUUUUAGAUUGUCGUUAAAGGAAAUGUUGCGAAGAAUCUCGCGCGUGGGACUCUGCUGGCGCACAGAACUCUCGCAUCUAGACUUUUUUUCGGUGUAAGGGAGACGUUUACUCUACGGGGAAGAAAUGUUUUUUUCUUUUUCCUCUUAGCUUUGGAUAAUGAUCACGAUAUACGCGCGUGCACGCGCGCGCACACACACACACACACUCACUCACUCACUCACUCACUCACACACACACACACACACACGCACACGCACACUUGUCGAGAAUCGUCCUUUGAUAAUCGUUUAUAUGAUUGAAUGUAGUCUUGUAGUUCGUGUGCGUUCUCGAGAGGAAAUCUUUGCGCUUUUAAUUUUUUUCUUUUCUCUAACAGGCAUCGGAGCAAAUACAGGACACGUUACAUUUGAAUAUAAUCUUACAAUAUGAUCCAUAUGAGACGUUGAAAGCGCAGGCAGGUUUAUCAUAUUGAGAAGAAAUUGACGAAAAAUUACAAGUUCUAGUUUAAAACUUCUCGUUUAUAUUUUAUUCGAAAUGCGAAUUUCUUUCUCUCUAUAAAACAUUUUUCCUACGACUCUUUCAAGGGGACGUUUCAAGUUUAAUAUUUUUCCCAUAAGCUUCGUAUCGUAAUCAUUAUCACGUCUUUUCGUAUAAGUGUUUAGUAGAUCGAGAUAGGUCAAUAAAGAUGUGGCAGAGAAAAAAUAAAAUGAUAAAAAAAAUUAUACUGGUAAUUAUAUUUGCAUUAGUUAUAAACACCGAUAGGAUAUACUCAGUUUCGGUGAUGCCUCGGAAUAAAAAUAUUCUUAUGAAAAAGAGGGUAGACGUGCGUUUAAUGGCUAUUUCUGGGCUAUGUUGCUUUGUAUUCGUUUGACGGAAGUAUCUUAAGAUAUAGAGAGAAUGCAUGUAUAUAUAAUAUUUAUAAUUAUGUCCGAAACUGGAUAUGGUUAUAUAUAUAUAUAUAUAUAUAUAUAUAUAUAUAUAUAUAUAUAUAUAUGUAUAUAUAUAUAUAUUCUAUACAUAUGUAUUCUUUUUAUGUCUUUUCGAAGGGUAUACUGAGAGAAACUGAGUAUAUUCGUUGGUACUUAUCAAUCGUAAAAGAAUGUGUGACGCUGAGAAUGGAGUUAUUACUAUAGCUAAAUUAUCGCGUGUUUUAUUUUUUGAAUACGCAGACGAAAUUUCGAGAUAACCGACUAGAAGUUUCUACAAUAGAAGGAGAAGAAAAAAAGAAUAAACAAACAAACAAACAAUAUUUAGUUUUAAGCGAAUGGAAGAUUCUUUCGAAGGUAUAAAACUUAUGAUAAUGCGUGAGAGCUCUUUAAAAUGCAAAUAUGUAUAACCGAUACUGUCCUAUGUACGAAAUCGUCAUCGAACGCGUUCGUAGACGACCGUUAUUCACAUGGUAAAAGAAAGAAAGAAAAAAAAAAAGAAAGACAAGAAUACGACGAAUCGUUUGUUCGUUGUACCGUGUGUAAGAGAUCAAUAAGCAGAUGGCGAGCUUAAGGGGAUGAUUAUAAAUUGAAAGUACAAGUCACAUUUAACAGUGAAACGUGCACUAAUCGCAGCGAAGAGACCAAAACGCGAAUCGCUCUGCAUGAAAAAUUGACUUCGGUGCAUAGGGUAAAGAUUUUUUCGACUUUGCGACUGUAUCAGUGAUUAGAAAAGUGGCCUAACGUUUAAUUUUUUAUCAUUUAUUUUGAGUUCCAUCGAUCCAUAUUAUAAAAACAGAAAAACAUUUCGGUAAAUAUAUGGCUUUGGUCUCUUUCAUAAUCAUCAUUUCAUUCGACUCUUCCAUUUCAAAGCGGUGUGUUUCCAAAAAAAAAAAAGAAAAAAAGAAAAAAAAGAAGAAGAAGAAAGAAAAAAGAAACAAAACAAAAUAGGAAAAAUUAAAAAAUAACGACGCGAUAUUCGAGAAAGUACUUACAAUUAGAAUGAACGAAAAAAAAGAAUACUUUAUACUUGUAUGACGCACGUCGAGUCUGCUGCUGACCUUCUCUCAUUCAUAAAACUUCAUUGAGAGACUCCUCGAACAUAAAGAUUGAGAAUGAGAAGGAGGAGGAGGAGGAGGAGGAGGAGGAGGAGAAGGAGGAUGGGGAUGGGCGAAAAUUAUCGAAGAUAUAGAAAAAGGAAAAUGAAUGUAACCUGUCGCCAGUAGACUAGAUGAUAUAUCGUCAUCAUUAAUUAACAGAAUGGUUUUAUUAUAUUUGUCGUGUGUAUGUGAAAGAUUUGGGGGUAUUGCUAAGAAUAGAGGGAAGGUAGGUAACGUCGUUCUCCUUUUUUUUCUUUUUUGUUUUCUUCUUUUCGAUAGUUUUUACCGACAAAUUUUGCUCUUCUUUUUUCCUCGAUCUGGGUUACAUACAUUUUACAUGUUCAAAAUUUAAGAAUCAAGUGAAAUUCAUUAAUAUCUCAUUCGAUCGAAGGAACUUUGCGAAUCAUGUAUCGUAUAACUUCGUCUUUACGUAUUUCGAAUAUGGUCCGCGUGACACGAUACUGCACUUUGACGGUCGUGAAAGUAAUAAAAAAUUAGAAAAAAAGCUGGAUGAUCAAUGCCCCUUAGACGAGGAAAAGGAGUAGGAGAAGAAGGAAGACAAGUCUGAAAAGAAGGAUAACGGUGUAAUAAUGCGGAGAAGACAAAAAGUAUGUGUAUUAUUUGCGACUGUUAUUUUUCUAUGGCUCUUGCCGAGAUCCACGCAUAUAUACAAAUGUAUACAUAACGUAAGCCAAGAUUUAGUUAUACAUACGUUACAUAUAUAUAUAUAUAUAUAUAUAUAUAUAUGACGAUGGUGGUAAUGAUAACAUAUUGAUAAUGAUAAUAAUAAUAAAAUAAUAAUAAUAAUGAUGAUAAUAAAAAAAAUAAAAAAAGUAAACCUUCAUAGUCUAUCGGCGAUGCGGCCAAACGAAGUAUAAAGAGAAUAAUAAAAACAGAAAAAAACACAAAUCAAGUGUAUAUUAAACGUAGGCAGAUAAGAAGAAAAAAAGUAUAUGUUUUAAGUUUCUUGCAUUAUGCAUGGGGAGAAUAUUAUUACACGAUGUACGCGAUUUUCCAACGAUAAGUUUUUGUUUUGUACAGCGGAUAUUGUGAAUCCCGAUGCUAUGAAUAAUACUGAAAUGAUGAAAUAA